This is a messenger RNA of Menidia menidia (Atlantic silverside), 1257 nucleotides long. Lineage: Eukaryota; Metazoa; Chordata; Actinopteri; Atheriniformes; Atherinopsidae. The record is from the annotation of a GenBank genome assembly.
AUGAAACGUCUCCACGACGGUAGAAAAGAUCGCCGUUACAGCCCACUUUUAAAGCAGUUGAGAGGAGUCGGGGACCGGGUUAACAGGGAAGCCCCAAAGGUUUCCUCUGAAUUUAUCGCGGAUAACCCGCAGCUUUCUGAUCUCGAGCAGCACAAACAAACAGGAUAUUCCAACAUGGUGGUGGUGACAGCAGCGACCGGCGGAGCCCACAAGGUGCUCCUGAUAUCGGGGAAACAGACCGCCUCCAGGCCCAUCUCCGUCGUUUUACCGUCGGCAGCCAGCCAGGUGUCGUCGGACUCGGACUCCAACACGUCUGUGGGGCCGCCGGUCCGAAAAAGGCAGAGGCUCACGCACCUGAGCCCGGAGGAGAAGGCCCUGCGAAGGAAACUUAAGAACAGAGUGGCAGCUCAGACCGCCAGAGACAGAAAAAAGGCCAAAAUGGGGGAGCUGGAACAACAGGUCCUGGAGUUGGAGCUGGAGAAUCAGAAACUUCACAUCGAAAACAGGCUGCUUCGAGAGAAAACGACCGGCCUGCUGACAGAAAAUGAGGAACUGAGACAGAGGUUGGGGUUGGACACCCUUGACUCAAAAACAAAGGUUCAGACUAUUGUGUCCACGGGGAAUGAAGCGGGUGCAGGCCCAGCUGUCCCUAAAUCUGAAGACUUCUCAAUGGAUACAGAUAGUCUUGACUCUACAGACAAUGAGUCUGAUCUGCUCAUGGGCAUUCUGGACAUCCUUGACCCGGAGCUGUUCCUCAAGUCCUGCGAGCCGGAGCCGGCGGAGCUGCUGGGGGGGGGCGGCGCCCCAGUACCUGCCGCCGCACCUGAACCUCUGGGGGCCGCACCAGUUAAGCUGGAGGCCCUUAAUGAACUGAUCCACUUCGACCACAUCUACACCAAGCCCGUGGAGGAGGUGGGCGAGGGCGAAGACCUGCAGAGCGGCACGGACGAGAGGCUCGACGAGGCCGUGGUGGAGGUAGGGGAAGAGGAAGAGGAGGAGGAGGAGGAGGAAGAGGAGAGGGUGUGUGUUAAGGACGAGGAGGAGGAGGUGGAGGUGGUCAUCCCCACCUGUCCCGGUCAGGUGGAGGACUUCCUCUCCCCCCUGGAGAAGGAGGCCUGCCUGGCCGACGCCUACAGCGACUCCGGGUACGAGGGGUCCCCGUCCCCCUUCAGCGACAUGUCCUCCCCCCUGUGCCCCCAGAGCUCCUGGGAGGACAUGUUCGCUAACGAACUCUUCCCCCAGCUCAUCAGCGUCUGA